AUGUGGCUCUUGUUCUUGCUGCUGGGUGCCGCCAUGCGGCGAGCCACAGCCCUGUGCAACUUCCCAUCGACCUCAUCAUCGACUACCAAGUCAUGGAGCUCACAACGAUCAGAGACUGGUACAUCCGAGUCGUCUGAAUUUGCCGACUUUCUCCUCGCGACGCUUGGCAAAGGGGCGACAUCGGUGUCUGGUUUGCAAACCGCAGCUAUGGCCAUGGUGAGGGAGUCUGGAGGUCAUUGUUCCCAGCUGACUAAGAAACUGGCCCGGAUUGGUGGUGCUGGUGCUUUUCCUCAGAAUGCAGAACGAGACCUUUUCAGGAUCCUAGAGCUCCCUAUAGAACCGGUCUUCAUCACUGUACCCAUCAGAGAUAGAUCUCGUCCUGGGCGUCGAUGCACCACAACUCUUCGUGUCCGGCUCACUUUGCUACAGUAG
Durusdinium trenchii is the source of this 432-nucleotide messenger RNA. NCBI's taxonomy places the organism in Eukaryota, Dinophyceae, Suessiales, Symbiodiniaceae. The record is from the annotation of a GenBank genome assembly.